AUGCACGUUAUCACCACCCUCACCCACCUCCUGCCCCCACCCCCUCAUCACCAUCAUCACCGCCACCACCAUCGACACCACCCUAGCGCCCACUAUUCAUCCCACGCCAUUGUUCCACUCUUUGUGACGGAGCCUCCUGUGUCCAGGACCCACUCGAUUGGUUCUGUCGUCUCUUUUGAUGAUGGUUCUUGCCCAGCUGCCCCAAAGCCCUUUGAAGGUAUCCCCAUGCCUCCUCUCUACGUAAAGCCUGAGAAACUCUUUGUGAAGAACAACGAAGACUUUGAAUUGCCCGUCCCGACCGUUUCUCCCUCCAUGGCGGCGGACAAACCAAUUGUGGAGCCUGACGUCGCUGUGCUUGGCAGUGUCCCCGAUCGCUCUCCCACCAAGGAAGAAACUGCCAUUGAUGCCAUGCUGUCUCUCCGCUCUGCCAGCUUUGGUGUCUAG
Molecule: messenger RNA, 444 nt
Organism: Seminavis robusta
Lineage: Eukaryota; Bacillariophyta; Bacillariophyceae; Naviculales; Naviculaceae
Source: the annotation of a GenBank genome assembly